UCCUAGAUAACCUCUUCGAGAGAUAUUUUCCAGUUUGGCUGUGAGGGAGAGCAAAUGAAAAUGGCGUUAGCUUCAUCGUCUGUGAAGAUUUUCACUGCCCCGAAGAGUCGGCCGUUUCCAAACAUUGAGCGGCUCUUUUCGGGACCUCCCAGGCCAUCCAGUCUCGUUAUGCCACGCCACCCUUCUGCUGCCUCUAUCGUCGCUUUCUCCCGCCGUCGACACCAGAACUCUGCUAUCUCUUCUUCUUCGUCAAAGAAAAAGAAGAAAAAAUCGUCUCUGGAGGAUGUAAAGCAGGAGGAAGAUGAUAUAGAUGAAGAUGCCUUUGAGGCACUCUUCAGCAUGCUGGAAGAAGACCUUAAAAAUGAUGGAUCAUCCAUUGAUGAUGAUGAUGAUGAGAUAAGUGAAGCAGAUUUUGAUAAACUUCAACGUGCAUUGGAGGAGGCAUUAGGAGUUGGUGACGAUGAUGAUGACGAUGUUGAAAUACUUGGCUCAGCUGGAGAUGAUGUUGAAGAUGGCAAUCCUAUAGAAGAAGAAGAAGAAGAAGAAGAAGAAGAAGAUAACGAUGAUGAACAGGAGGAAGGUCCACUAAAGCUUAAGAAUUGGCAACUUCGAAGGUUGGCUCGUGCUUUAAAAAAUGGACGCCGUAAAACUAGUAUCAAAAGCCUUGCUGCUGAACUUUGUCUUGAUAGGGCCAUUGUUCUUGAGUUGCUCCGUGAUCCCCCUCCAAAUCUUGUUAUGAUGAGUGCUGCUUUACCUGAUGAACCGGCACCAACAUCUUCAUUACCAGAAAGUAAACCAAUUGAGAUCAUUGCUGCAGAAUCAGUGACUGUGGAUGAGGUGAAAUCUAAGAGUGAGAAAGGAGUACCCGUUCAUGUUUUGAGGCACAGAUGGUCUGCUCAGAAGAGACUUAAGAAAGUCCAUGUUGCAACCCUUGAAAGAGUAUACAGAAGAACUAAAAGACCUACUAACGCAAUGAUUAGCAGCAUUGUGCAAGUGACAAAUCUGCCUCGCAAAAGAGUGGUGAAAUGGUUUGAAGAUAAACGCAAUGAAGAUGGGAUUCCAGACCACCGCGUCCCAUAUCAAAGGUCUGUUCUUGAAGUUGCCUCUUCCAGUUGAAAUGAUCUGUAUAUGUGUACUGUAGCUGAUGAUGGCACCUGAGGGAAUUUUAACACAUCAGAAAAUAAGUUAUGAAAGGCCAUAAGAUUUUUAAAGCAGUCUCAUUUCUCACCAUUGAAUUUUGCUACAACCUUGGAUUGGCCCCGACAACCCGACUCUCUUCUUACCUUUGAAAUUUUUAUUGAGUAUAAUAUAGCAACUAGGGGCAGUAUGUUAUUUACAUAACCAUGAUGAGUAGAACUCUAUGAACUGUUUCUUUUUGGUUUUUGAUUUUGUACUUUAGCUUCAGCAAUGCAUUAAAAGAUUAAGGUGAGUCUGAA
Manihot esculenta (cassava) is the source of this 1436-nucleotide messenger RNA. Its product is annotated as protein OVEREXPRESSOR OF CATIONIC PEROXIDASE 3. The transcript is spliced from 4 exons. Gene Ontology annotation, cellular component: nucleus. Gene Ontology annotation, biological process: regulation of transcription by RNA polymerase II. Gene Ontology annotation, molecular function: DNA binding; DNA-binding transcription factor activity, RNA polymerase II-specific. Lineage: Eukaryota; Viridiplantae; Streptophyta; Magnoliopsida; Malpighiales; Euphorbiaceae. The record is from RefSeq and is a predicted model, not a curated record. Bases 55 to 1116 code for a protein of 353 amino acids.